UGACUGUGUGAAAAGUACCAACGAACGGUGUUGUUCGAUGUUCAUUGUUGGAAGAACGUCGAAGCGAGAGUAUUCACGUUGCUUCCUUUUAAACGAGCACAUCGUUCACGAGUAGAAAAUAUGUUGUUCUUCGCUGUAUCGUCUAUUCUCCUGGCAGCGGUCUCCGCUGAAUUUUGCUAUACAGACGUGGAAGGUGCUUGCAGCACAAGACCAACGGCGAAUGAAGGUGCACUAGUACCAAACUGUAACGCGAAAUAUGGAGCCAUCGACAAGCUUCAAGUCGACCUCCAAUCUUAUGCAACUGCUAAUAUCGAAUCCAGUUUCGAAUUUUUAUUAAUGUCCAGUUAUUUUGGAAAUUAUGAAAAUCAACGGGAAGGAUUCAAAGGAUUAUACCGUAAAUAUUCGGAUAAAAUGUGGGAGGACGCAAUCGAUAUAAUCAAAUAUAUAGCUAAACGAGGCGGAAGAAUGAACUUCAAUCAGUUGCCACGUUUCAAGAGUCAAACGAAGGAAAGCAGAGUACUAGAACUGAACGAACUGACCAGUUUAGCUAAGGCGCUCGACACUCAAAAACAGCUCGCGAACGAAGCGUUGCACGUACAUGCUCAAGCACAGCCCAACAACAAACACGAUCCUGCUGUUGCUCAUUACAUCGAAGAACAAUUCUUGGAAUCACAUGCCGAACGCGUACGAGAUUUGGCAGGCUACACGAGCGAUAUGAAGAAGUUAUUAACCGUACGCGAUCCAUCCGUAUCGAUAUUUUUGUUCGACGAAUUUCUUAAGAAAACUCUAUAAAUUGUUCAUAAUCAAAAUUACAAAGAUACGAAACAAAAUUUUAUACUUAUUAUAUCUGUCUAUCGAAAAUUCUCCGUAUCAGUAAGGUCCGUUCAUUACAAAGUAUAUUCUUUUUUUUUCUUUCUUUUUUAGUUGCGCAGCAAAUAUCUGCAUUUAGAAUUACCGAGAUAUAUAUAUAUAUAUACACAUGUGUUAAUUUUUCGACAUGUUUCAUUCAAUAAAGUAUAUACUUUA
Messenger RNA from Megachile rotundata (alfalfa leafcutting bee), 1026 nucleotides. It is a transcript of the gene Fer2LCH, whose product is annotated as ferritin 2 light chain. Lineage: Eukaryota; Metazoa; Arthropoda; Insecta; Hymenoptera; Megachilidae. The record is from RefSeq and is a predicted model, not a curated record. Gene Ontology annotation, molecular function: ferric iron binding; ferrous iron binding. Gene Ontology annotation, biological process: iron ion transport; intracellular iron ion homeostasis. Gene Ontology annotation, cellular component: cytoplasm.